AUCACUCCUCUGUACAGAAGCUUGCUGGUGAUGGACGGCGGAGAGAUCAGAGAGGCUGCCGCUUGGCACCGUGUCAUUACUCCGACUCCAGCUCUCCUCGGCCCCCGGCGCUCAGCAUACCUCUCCAGUGUGGGCACAUAGCCGGGGAGGUGGGUGGGGGUGCGCUGUCAGCUCUAUUUAAACCCAUUCAAACCCGGACCGCUCACACACCCUGCGCCCUCGGUUCUACAGUAGAGGCAGUCUCCUUCACUCAGCAUGGCCACCGAUGAAGUGCGUGCACCUCUGGGCUCCGUCGAGAACCCGAUCAAGUGUAAAGACCAGGACUACGAGACUCUGCUGCAGGAGUGUCUGAAGGCCGGUGUGCUGUUCUCUGAUCCAUCCUUCCCCGCCGAGCAGAGGUCCAUCGGUUUGCCCGAGCAGGACGCGGAUCCGAAAAAGGCGAUAAAGUGGCAGCGACCCAAGGAAAUCAGUGAGAGGGCUGUGUUUGUGGAGGGCACGACUGGGACCACUGAUAUCUGCCAGGGCCAACUGGGUAACUGUUGGCUGCUGGCCGCCCUGUCCUGUCUGACCAUGCACCCCAAGCUCUUUGUGAAGGUGGUGCCACCUGACCAAAGCCUGUCCGAACCUUAUGCAGGGAUCUUCCAUUUUACAUUCUGGCAGUAUGGUGAGUGGGUGGAGGUGGUUGUGGAUGACAGGCUGCCAGUACGCGAAGGCCGUCUGCUCUUCAGCUACUCUCACACCCGCAAUGAGUUUUGGAGCGCCCUAGUGGAGAAGGCCUAUGCCAAGUUAAUCGGAUCCUAUGGAAGCCUGAAGGGCGGCAACAUUUCAGAGGGGAUGGAAGAUUUCACAGGAGGCAUCGCGUACACGAUGGACGUCUCGUCUCGUACCCCUCGAGUCCUCUGGAGGUGUUUGACCGGGGCCCUGUCCAGAGGCAGCCUGCUCAGCUGCUUCAUCCAGGCCUACAGCUACCAUGACAUUGGUAAGGUGACAGGCAACGGGCUGAUAAAGGGCCACGCUUACGCAAUCACCGACACUGACAAGGUGAGGAAAGCGUCAGAUGAGAUUUUGCUGCUGAGGCUGAGGAACCCCUGGGGUUUUGUCGAAUACCGUGGACCUUGGAGCGACAAGGGUAAAGAGUGGGACGCCUUGGACAAAGCGGAGAAGGAGCGGAUUGAUCUGAAAAAGAGAGAAGAUGGAGAGUUCUGGAUCAGUGCAGAAGACUUCAGCAGCCUGUUCAACAUCGUGGAGCUGUGCAGUGUGAGUCCUGACUCUCUGGACGAGGGAAGGCCACCUGCCCCGUCUUCCACUCCUGCGCUCCAAUCCACCUGGACCAUCAGUGAACACGAAGGAUCCUGGGUACCGGGCAGCUCUGCUGGCGGCAGCCGCAGAUAUAACAAAACAUUUUGGAAAAAUCCUCAGUUCCAGUUGAUCCUUAGAGAACAGGACCUGACCGAGGAGGAAGACGAGGACGAGGAUGAUGACGAUGAAGAUGAUGAGGUGGAGAUGACCCCGGAGGAGAAGAAGAGAGCAGAGAAACAGAAGCAGAAGGCCAAACAGUGCACUGUGCUGGUGGAACUGCUGCAGAAAAACCGCAGGCAGAGAGACAAAGUCCACUUUCUCUUUGUGGCUUUCCACGUCUACAAGGUUCCUCCUGAGCUCGAGGGCAUGUGUCUGGGCCGUGACUUCUUCAUGGCAAAUACCCCUGUGGGUCGUUCAGGGAAAUAUACUACUCAGAGAGGUGUGUGGAGGAAGAUGAGUCUGGCCCCGGGUAACUACAUCAUUGUGGGGUCCACCUAUCGACCCAACAAGCCUGGAGAUUUCUUUGUCCGCAUUUUCUCCAAGACUGGAAACACUCUGGGGACUCAGGACUUCACCUGCUCCUCCGGCUACCUCCCGGUUAUGGCAACCCCUGUCUCCCCAGAGGAUCAAAGCAGAGUUCAGAAGACUUUUGAUGAAGAGGCUGGCCCUGAUGACAUGCUGGACGCCAAGGAGCUCACGAAGCUGUUGAACUCAGUUCUUGACAAAGAUUACCAUCUGCCCCUGGAGACGUGCCGACAGCUCAUCUUUGGAGAGGAUCAGACUAAAGGACACUGCCGUCUCAGCCGCAAACAAGCAGAAACCCUGCUGUCCAGUCUGCGCAAUCUGCAGUCCAUCUUCUUCCAGUUCGAUAUGGACUCCUCUGGGACAAUGAGCCCCUUCGAGCUCAGCGCAGCACUGGAAGCUGUUGGAAUGCGGUGUGAUGGAAAGGUAAUCCAGCUGCUGUCUGAGCGGUUUGCAUCUGGAGAGCUUCACAUGCCCUUCCAAAGCUUUGUGUCAUGUUUCACCAGGCUGCGCACCCUUUUUGCUCUGUAUGAGUUAGAGACCAGUCAAGAGGUGAAAGACAAGGGCAUCAAUGCCUGGAUCACUCCGUUUUUGAUGCUGUGAAGUAGAAGACGUUGUCCACACACUCACCGUGUGCUGUUGAUUCCAAAACGUCACAGCUACAGCUAUGGCAGUUUAUGCUCUGCCAUGCUGUUGUUUUAUUCUUGCUUCAUCUUGAACCAUUCUCAUAUCUGCUUGCUAUGACCUUGAUAUAAUAAAGUUUGUAUUGGUAUGAGUAUUUGUAUUAGUAUUACAGUUAUAAGUUAGUUAUCAGUAUUACAUCAUUACAGAUAUGAGUUUAGAGGUGUCUUUAUUGCUUUUGGAUUUUUAACGCAUUGGUCUAUUAAAAAGAAAACCUGAAAGUAA
Scophthalmus maximus (turbot) is the source of this 2727-nucleotide messenger RNA. RefSeq names its product calpain 12 (gene capn12). The record is from RefSeq and is a predicted model, not a curated record. The transcript has 22 exons. Bases 256 to 2424 code for a protein of 722 amino acids. Gene Ontology annotation, biological process: negative regulation of apoptotic process; proteolysis. NCBI's taxonomy places the organism in Eukaryota, Metazoa, Chordata, Actinopteri, Pleuronectiformes, Scophthalmidae. Gene Ontology annotation, cellular component: cytoplasm. Gene Ontology annotation, molecular function: calcium-dependent cysteine-type endopeptidase activity; calcium ion binding.